GCACCUUAAGACGAUGAAAUAAUUUUUCCUUUCGUAUCUCGUCGUUCUGCACAUAAUCGGGGCUGAUUCGAAAAUAAUCUCAAUAAAAUAUAGACAAGGCACGAAAAUCUCUAUCGAAGGUACAAUUUUCAUUUUGUAUCUUUGCUGAUCCUAUUGUCACAAAUGUUAGGCAACAUCGUCAAAAAUAGUCUCUUACUGCGUGGUAAGAGUGUACUGCUUAGAAGAUACAAUGUGCGGCAAAUAUCGUACAAUAGUAAAAGUAGAUGGGACGAGGUAACUUCUAGGAAUCAAAGCACAGCAUUGGAAAAUGAGGAUGACUUGGAUAAGCCUAUAAAAUAUUCUACAUCAAAAGCUUCUACUAUGAGAAUUGAUGAAUAUCGGGAUCCACAUGGAGAUAGUGUACCAUGGUAUCAGGGACUUGCCAUAGCAGGAAGCUUUGCUGUCUUCCUAAUUUAUUUCUGUAUCUUAAGGGAGGAGAACGAUAUUGAUGAUAUGAUAUAUUCUGACUUGAACGAAACGUUAAGCAGAGCGAAGAGGGAAGAAGAACUUAAGAAAAAAAAAUAGAGCAUCUAUUUAUUUGAAAUAGUACUUCUUGGUUUGUUUUGCAAAAUUCUUUGUUAGGUAAUUGUUUUUAUUGUAUAAUGUACAUAUGCUUUCCAUAAGAAUUAUUUAGCAGACGUUUGAUUCAAUGUACAGUAAUAUAUCUAAAUACAUUCUGUACAGAAUAGCAA
Mycetomoellerius zeteki is the source of this 731-nucleotide messenger RNA. Its product is annotated as protein CCSMST1. The record is from RefSeq and is a predicted model, not a curated record. NCBI's taxonomy places the organism in Eukaryota, Metazoa, Arthropoda, Insecta, Hymenoptera, Formicidae. Bases 163 to 564 code for a protein of 133 amino acids. The transcript has 2 exons.